CCAGGCAGCAUCCUCUUCGUUGGUGGUCUCUCCCGGGACCAGGCCUGCCUUGCAGUACCCAUCUGUGUGCUUCUACAUAGGCAAACAUUUCUGAGCUGUCUGCUAGGAUCCAGAUACAAGCCAGACUCUGAGCACUGGGCAGACCCUGGACUGCCAUCUGGACCUUGCUCUCAGGGAUGGAGUCAGGCUAUGGCACUCCUGGCACAGGGGCAGCACCCACCAACAUUGAUCAAAUGUCUGUUAUGUGCCUGGCACCGGGGCAGGCAUGUGACCCUGUAGCACCUGAACUCCUCAAGUCCCCGUGGGAGAUGAUCAUUGCACAUCUGCCAAGCACGACCAUGAGCCAAGCCCAUGCUGAGUUAUUGUGGAAUCCUCCAGCGCCCUUGUGCCCAUUUUACAGAGGAGCAAACUGAGGCCCAGAGAUGCUAAAUCACUGGCCCAGGGUUCCAGAGUCCCUGGGGAUCGGAAUUUCAAUCCUGGGCUGACCAGUUCACAGCCUGGUUGGCUCUACUAUUUCUCGAAGCUAAAGGCUGAGUCACUGUGUGCGAGAGAGGCCAGAGGUGACGCCUGACUUUCCCAGGGGACAGGGCCUUGGAGCCUGGCCACAAGAGGAAGUGUGUCAGAUGGAAAAAGGACAGGGAAUGGGGUGGCUGGGGCAGGGAUGGUCAGGGAUGGUGUUGGUGCAUUAAGACAGGGGCGUUGGAGAAGGCUGCUCUGAGUGGGGACCGAGUCCUUAGACCAACGGGGAAGAACAUGGUUCCCAGCAGAGGACACUGGCAGCUGGAGUUAGUAGGAGGGGGCUGUGGGCAGGUGAAGACUUGGGAUUCUCUUCUGGGUGGGACAGAAAUGGUGGAGGGAUUUUAGCAGAAGUGAUUUGUUCUGGCCGCAGGGUGAGUCCAGGGAGGCAGGAAGGUGGCUGCUCCAGGGCCCCCCUGAAAUGACCCUCUAGCUCCAUUUCUCUGAUGCCCCCGCAGCCCAGCCUGGCCCCACCCCCAGAUGUCCACCCACAUCCCCUGAGAGUCCCCACCCCAAGGGUGGCAGAGCUCCCAGGCCCUGAACUGCCUGUUCAGCUGGGUCCCCUGAGGCCCACAAAGCCACCGGAAGAGGAUGUGAGAUGCUCAGAGGAGCCCGGUGGGGAGCGAGCUGCUGCUGGGGCAGUAUCUGGGCGGGACGCUGGGCCCCGGGGCCUGAUGUGCCUGUGGGGGCCCUCCACAGCCCCUGCCCACACCCCCUCCUCCCUGCCUCUGCUGUCCUGCUCCCUGCCCUGUGCCCUCCACUUACAGCCAGGCACUGGGCAUCCACCCGGCCAGGGUCCCAGGAAGAGCUCCACGCAGGAGAUCGGUGAGGAGCUGAUCAACGGAGUCAUCUACUCCAUCUCCCUGCGCAAGGUGCAGCUGCACCACGGAGCCAACAAGGGCCAGCGCUGGCUCGGGUAUGAGAAUGAGUCGGCCCUGAACCUUUAUGAGACUUGCAAGGUGCGGACCGUGAAGGCUGGCACGCUGGAGAAGCUGGUGGAGCACCUGGUGCCUGCCUUCCAGGGCAGCGACCUCUCCUACGUCACCAUCUUCCUGUGUACCUACAGAGCCUUCACCACCACCCAACAGGUCCUGGACCUGCUGUUUAAAAGGUACGGUAGAUGUGACGCCCUCACGGCCUCCUCUAGAUACGGCUGCGUCCUCCCCUAUUCCGACGAGGAUGGCGGACCCCAGGACCAACUUAAAAAUGCCAUCUCCUCCAUCCUGGGCACCUGGCUGGACCAGUACUCGGAGGAUUUCUGUCAACCCCCGGACUUUCCCUGCCUCAAGCAGCUGGUGGCCUAUGUGCAGCUCAACAUGCCAGGCUCAGACCUGGAGCGCCGUGCCCACCUUCUCCUGGCCCAGCUGGAGCACUCGGAACACAUUGAGGCAGAGGCUCUGUCACCAGUGCCAGCUCUAAAACCAACUCCAGAGCUAGAGCUAGCUCUAACACCGGCUCGAGCACCCAGCCCAGUGCCAGCCGCAGCGCCAGCUCCAACACCAGCUGCAGGUUCAGAGCUAGAGGUUGCUCCAGCACCAGCUCCGAAGCUCCAGCAGGCUCCAGAGCCAGCUGUAGAACUAGAACCGGCUCCAGCGCCAGCUCUGGAACUAGAGCCAACUCCAGUACCACCUCCAGAACAGGAUCCAGCUGCCUCCCAAACUCUAGAGCUGGAGCCAGCUCCAGUGCCAGUUCCAUCACUAGAGCCUUCCUGGCCUUCACCUGUGGUUGCAGAGAACGGGCUGAGUGAGGAGAAGCCUCACCUCUUGGUGUUCCCUCCCGACUUGGUGGCAGAGCAGUUUACACUGAUGGAUGCGGAGCUGUUCAAGAAGGUGGUGCCCUACCACUGCCUGGGCUCCAUCUGGUCCCAGCGGGACAAGAAGGGCAAGGAGCACCUGGCACCCACCAUCCGUGCCACUGUCACCCAGUUCAACAGCGUGGCCAACUGCGUCAUCACCACCUGCCUCGGGGACCGAAGCACGAAAGCCCCAGACAGGGCCAGGGUGGUGGAGCACUGGAUCGAGGUGGCCAGGGAGUGCCGGAUCCUCAAGAACUUCUCGUCACUGUACGCCAUCCUCUCUGCCCUGCAGAGCAACUCCAUCCACCGGCUGAAGAAGACGUGGGAAGACGUUUCCAGGGAGAGUUUCCGGAUCUUUCAGAAGCUGUCGGAGAUCUUCUCAGAUGAGAACAACUACUCAUUGAGCCGGGAGCUGCUCAUCAAGGAGGGGACCUCCAAGUUUGCCACCCUGGAGAUGAACCCCAAGAGAGCCCAGAAACGGCCAAAGGAGACGGGCAUCAUCCAGGGCACCGUUCCCUACCUGGGCACGUUCCUCACCGACCUGGUGAUGCUGGACACCGCCAUGAAGGACUAUCUGUAUGGCAGACUCAUCAACUUCGAGAAGAGGAGGAAGGAGUUCGAGGUGAUCGCCCAGAUCAAGCUGCUGCAGUCGGCCUGCAACAACUACAGCAUCAUGCCAGAUGAGCAGUUUGGGGUCUGGUUCCGGGCCGUGGAGCGGCUCAGCGAGACUGAGAGCUACAACCUGUCGUGCAAGCUGGAGCCCCCAUCCGAGUCAGCCAGCAACACCCUCAGGACCAAGAAGAACACAGCCAUUGUCAAGCGCUGGAGCGACCGCCAGGCCCCCAGCACUGAGCUCAGUACCAGCGGCAGCUCCCACUCCAAGUCCUGUGACCAGCUCAGGUGUGGCCCCUACCUCAGCAGCGGGGACAUUGCUGACGCACUCAGCGUGCACUCGGCCGGCUCUUCCAGCUCUGACGUGGAGGAGAUCAACAUCAGCUUCGUCCCAGAGUCCCCUGAUGGCCAGGAAAAGAAGUUCUGGGAAUCAGCCUCACAGUCGUCCCCGGAGACCUCCGGCAUCAGCUCGGCCUCCAGCAGCACCUCAUCCUCCUCAGCCUCCACCACACCCGUGGCUGCCACACGCACCCACAAACGCUCCGUCUCAGGGCUCUGCAACUCCAGCUCCGCGCUGCCGCUCUACAACCAGCAGGUGGGCGACUGCUGCAUCAUACGCGUCAGCCUGGACGUGGACAACGGCAACAUGUACAAGAGCAUCCUGGUGACCAGCCAAGAUAAGGCUCCGGCCGUAAUCCGCAAGGCCAUGGACAAACACAACCUGGAGGAGGAUGAGCCGGAGGACUAUGAGCUGCUGCAGAUUCUCUCCGAUGACCGGAAGCUGAAGAUCCCUGAAAACGCCAACGUCUUCUAUGCCAUGAACUCUACCGCCAACUAUGACUUUGUCCUGAAGAAGCGGACCUUCACCAAGGGAGUGAAGGUCAAGCAUGGAGCCAGCUCAACCCUCCCUCGCAUGAAGCAGAAAGGACUCAAGAUUGCCAAGGGCAUCUUCUGAGGGCAUCUCCCCAGGGUCUGGCUGGCUGGUAGCCAAGCACUUAUGGACCAGAGUGGCCCAGGCCAGCUGGGCACCUUCUUCCCACCUGCCAGCCCAGGGUACCCCAGACUCCAGUUUCAUCCUGAACCUCUCCUGCUGCUGGGAUUGACGCCUGCCAUUGGUCAGGCUGACCCGGCCUCCCGUGGACCACUUGCUGCCUUAGGUGCCUUCUGCUCUCUGGAACCAGAGGACUAGCUGACUUUUGCCAAGGAGCAGUGCCAACGGGCAUGGUGUCCUGCCUGCCCCCAGGCACCACCUCUGUACACUUCCAUGACACCUUCCCAGGUGUGGGUCACUGCCACCUGUGCCAUGGGCACCCUGGAGCACCCACUCGCCCGCCAUGUCUGACCACUGCAGUUCUCUCCUCAUACCCACGGGCAUUGGCCUGUGACCUUCGCAGGGGUCCCAGCCCCUCCCACCACUCUAGCCUUUCUCAGGCUGCACCAAAGAUUCCAUCAUCAGGGCCAACUGAGAGUGAGGGAGUCUCACCCACCACUUACCCCAGCCCUUCCCCGGGAGCAGAGAGCGACACCCUCUUCCUGGACCAGACUCUGCACCCGGUGAAUGAGGACAGUCCCAGCUGAGUCCCAUCGAUGUUGAAUCUCAUGCCACUGCAAGUGCCAUUCACCACUGCGUCCUGGGCUUUAUGAGACCAUGCAAGACGGGGGUUAGUGAGGAAGGAGGAUUUGGGGUGGGGGUGGGGCGACUGAAUAUUUGUAUAAAAAGAAAAAAGAAAAAAAAAUGUUUACUGAUUGGGGAGGGGCAAUAUUUAUUUGUUGUAAAUAGCAAAUGCUAGACUUGAAUAUUAUAUUAAAAUCCUGUUUCUACUAUA
Piliocolobus tephrosceles (Ugandan red Colobus) is the source of this 4749-nucleotide messenger RNA. RefSeq names its product ral guanine nucleotide dissociation stimulator (gene RALGDS). Gene Ontology annotation, cellular component: plasma membrane. The coding region runs from base 963 to 3878 and encodes 971 amino acids. Gene Ontology annotation, biological process: Ras protein signal transduction. Gene Ontology annotation, molecular function: guanyl-nucleotide exchange factor activity. The record is from RefSeq and is a predicted model, not a curated record. The transcript has 18 exons. Lineage: Eukaryota; Metazoa; Chordata; Mammalia; Primates; Cercopithecidae.